AACAAUUUUAAGUAUAAAUUUAUUAUAUUGAAUAUUUUUAUAUUACAUAAAAAAAUAAAAAUUACGAAUAAAUUCGUGAUAAUAUUAACACAGAAACUAAACAUAAAUAACUAGACAAGGACAUUACAUCGUUUACUUGCUUGAUAUAUUGUACUGUUUAUUUCUUGUGCAUUUUGUGUGCCUUAUUUCUCCGACUCGAUAAUAACAAAGUGCAUGGCAGAUCAAAUAUGGCUAUGGGCAAUAAACAACGUGAGAACUUACAUGUCUCCCACAACACCAAAUGACAGAUGACUCCACACCAUAAAGAGCGUCCAGUUAUGAAUAUCAAACAGGAACCGUUCAUUGAACAAGAUGAUUAUCAGCAUGGCAUAGACGGAGCGGGAGUUGUAAAGACAGAGUAUGUUGAUGUUGUUGAAGAAUUGGAAGCUAAUCAAAAAAUAUACAGUGGUGAGGCAAAUGAUCCCUUGAAGCUGUAUGAGGAUCAUGAAAUAAAGAGUGAGUUGGUUAUAGGACCCACAGUUGUACAAGGAGUGACCACCGUUGGAACUACUGAACAUUCAAAACCUGAUUCUGGACAAGUUCUGUAUAAUGAAGAUGAGGAGCAUAAUGUCUUUAAACCUAAGCACCAGAGAAGAAGAAUAUCAUGUGAUAAAGUUCAUUCAUGUAAGGUAUGCAGUAAGACAUUCGAGUCCUACAAUACACUGAAAUGCCAUAUAUCAGUUCAUACUAAACAAGAAAUAUAUUUGUCUAAUGAAAAGCCAUACACUUGUUAUGUAUGUAAUAAAUGUUUUGACAGAAAAUCAAAAUUGCAACGGCAUUUGUUGAUACAUACUGGUGAGAAGCCAUACAGUUGUGAUGUAUGUAAUAAAUGUUUUAGUGAUAUAUCAACAUUGCAACGGCAUUUGAUUAUACAUACUGGUGAAAAGCCAUAUAAUUGUGAUGUAUGUAGUAAAUGUUUUAGUGAUACAUCAACAUUGCAACGGCAUUUGUCAACACAUACUGGUGAAAAGCCAUAUAAUUGUGAUGUAUGUAAUAAAUCUUUCAGGCAAAAAGCAAAAUUAACACAACAUUUUUCGACACAUUUUGAUGAUAAACCAUACACUUGUUAUGUAUGUAAUAAAUGUUUUGACAGAAAAUCUAAAUUGCAACGGCAUUUGAUUAUACAUACUGGUGACAAGCCAUAUAGUUGUGAUGUAUGUAGUAAAUGUUUUAGUGAUACAUCAACAUUGCAAAGGCAUUUGUUAAUACAUACUGGUGAAAAGCCAUACAAUUGUGAUGUAUGUAAUAAAUCUUUCAGGCAGAAAGCAAAAUUAACACAACAUCUUUCAAUACAUUUUGAUGAUAAACCAUAUAGUUGUAAUGUAUGUAGUAAAUGUUUUAAUCUAAAAUCAACAUUGCAACGGCAUAUGUUGAUACAUACUGGUGAUAAGCCAUAUACUUGUGAUGUAUGUAGUAAAUGUUUCAACAAAAAAUCAACAUUGCAAAGGCAUUCAUUGAUACACACUGAUGAUAAGUUAUAUAAUUGUGAUUUAUGUAAUAAAGGUUUUAACAUAAAAUCAACAUUCCAGCGACAUCUGUUGAUACAUACUGAUGUUAAGCCGUAUAUUUGUGAUGUAUGUGAUAAAUGUUUCAGCAGAAAGUCAUAUUUAACACGGCAUUAUUUGAUACAUACUGGUGAGAAGCCAUAUAGUUGUAAUGUAUGUAAUAAAUGUUUUAAUCAAAAAGGAAGUUUAACACAGCAUUUUUUAAUACAUACUGGAGAUAAGCCACAUAGUUGUAACAUAUGUAAUAAAUGUUUUAAUCACAAAUCAAGUUUAACAAAGCAUUAUUUAAUGCAUACUGGCAAUAAGCCACAUAGAUGUGAUGUAUGUAAUAAAUGUUUUAGAAGAAAGUUUAAUUUAACACAGCAUUUAUUGAAACAUACUGAUGCCAAGCUGUAUUGAAUGUAUAAUUCAUGUAGAUGUAAGUAUCUGUAAGACAAGAUAAAGUUCAGAGGUACAAACAGCGACACCUUAUGUAGCAAGCAUUAUGUGUGAUAUAUCACGUGAUUAUAUAUAUUGUGGAAAGCAACAGAUGUCAUUGUACAUAAUAUGUAGAUGUGUGUAUAACGUUACAAAGUUUUGAUAAAUUUAUUAUUAUAUAAUAUGAAACUAAUGGUUUUCUUCACAAAUAAAUAGAAAUUAUUUUUUUUACCUCUGAGUAGAAAAGAUAUGUGUUACCUUUGCCUAAUAUGACUGACUUUGCCUAAUAUGAUGCUGUUUUGUUUAGAAUUGAAAAGUCUAUCUGUAUAUCUUGAUUUUGGAGUUUCAAGUCCUAAAAACGGGUGAACUGUUAGCUAAUGGUCAAAUUAAACGUCUCUUUUUUUCAAA
This is a messenger RNA of Galleria mellonella (greater wax moth), 2369 nucleotides long. Its product is annotated as gastrula zinc finger protein XlCGF26.1-like. Gene Ontology annotation, biological process: regulation of transcription by RNA polymerase II. Gene Ontology annotation, molecular function: RNA polymerase II cis-regulatory region sequence-specific DNA binding; DNA-binding transcription factor activity. NCBI's taxonomy places the organism in Eukaryota, Metazoa, Arthropoda, Insecta, Lepidoptera, Pyralidae. The record is from RefSeq and is a predicted model, not a curated record. The transcript is spliced from 2 exons. Bases 288 to 1943 code for a protein of 551 amino acids.